GCACAGUUUCACUUUUGUAGCUCCUCAGAGGUCUGGGCGUUGUCCGUCUUUAUGUCCUAAUCAAAGUCUGAAGAUCUCUGGUGGAUUUAAAGGAGCUUCAAGUUGGAUCACAUUCCAGUUUGUUGCUUGAUGCAGAUGUUGUUCUCUGUGUUUAGCAGGAAACAGUGACAUUUGUUUACAUGUUUACUGUAAGGUUAACGUAUUGUUGUCACUGAACGCUCCACCUCUCAGCUCCACCUUUUUCCAUGAAGCCGUCGAGGCGAGUCCUUUAUUCAAACUGAGACUUAGUUAGCCUAAAUUGGAGUUUCUUUUUUAUCCUACCAGAGCACGAACAGAAAUUCUUCUUAAAUUUAAACUCUGUUCACUGUUGUUCUUCAGAGGAUUAAUUUGAACCAGAGUUAAACUGGUUGAGGUGCCAUAUGAGGAAAUGGUUGUUUUAACUCCGUCACACUUGCCUGUUGUGCUUUCUGUCAUCUUCUUCAUGCUUGUUUCUGCAGAUCAGAUCACUAUGACAGCUAAACCUGGAGACAACGUCACUCUGCCAUGCAGAGCUGCUGAAAACGAAGCUCUUAUAGCAGCCGAGUGGAGCAGAACUGAUCUGGAGUCAGAGCCGCUUCUUCUCUGCAGGGACACCAUUUAUCCAGAGGGUCAGUGUUCAUGCUUUCAGGACCAGGUGUCCCUGCAGAGUCAGGGUCAUGGAGACGUGUCCUUGAUUCUGAAGAAUGUGACGACCAACGAUACGGGAACGUAUGAGUGUCGAGUCGUUCAGAUGAUGAAUGAUCGCAGGAAGAGAUCCAAUCUGGACAUCCAACCCAUCCGCAUCUUUAAGCUGAGAGUUGAACCAGGGAACGAGGACAAACGGAAGAAGGAUGGAGGAAAAAAUGUUGGUGAAAAGCAGAAACAAGCUGAAAAUGGUGGAAAUGCUCUUCACACUGUUGGUGUUGUUCUAUUUAUUGCAGUUGUUUUCAUUACUGGAUUUUUGUUCUUAUACUGUUGCAGGGAUCAGUUGCAAACAGCAUGCCGAAAUUUUCUCCAUCUCUUCCCUAUCCCAUUUCUUCCCAGAGGAAACUGAAAAAAAAGUUUUCUAGGGAAUUACAACCAAAACCAUGCAUUUUGCAUAAUUUACAUUUAUUUACUUGGCAGCUUCUUAUUUGCAUUUGCCUUAGUUUCCUUGUUAGUUGCUUUUCUGAGAUCACUCAGUCUAGGAUAGUAAAGUUUAAGACAACAGAGCUUAAAAUCUACAGAUUCUAAAUUGUAUGUUUGAAUCCAGCUAAACUGCUGCAUGGCCUUAAAUUGAGCUUCUUACUUUGGGUGAAGUUGAAGUUUGCUCACCUGUGUAAGAGUCUGCAGUUAUACUGAAAGUUUGCAGUAGGGAGAAAUUCUGAAACUGAAAAAUAUCUGAUGCAUAAAACUGUAUGUCACUGCAUAUGUUGCCUUUAUAAGUCUGAAUUUGUGAUGAAUCUUGUUUAUUUAUUUGCGUUAGGGUCUGAUGACAUGUUUCCAUAUUUUAAAUAUAUUCUGCCAUAUAUUGCUCAUGUUUCUUUACAUACAUUUCAUUUAUGUUUACAUAUAUUUUUCUAUAUAAAAUACAUUUAAAUUGUAAUAAAUGAUGGAAAUGACA
Molecule: messenger RNA, 1621 nt
Organism: Poecilia latipinna (sailfin molly)
Lineage: Eukaryota; Metazoa; Chordata; Actinopteri; Cyprinodontiformes; Poeciliidae
Product: hepatitis A virus cellular receptor 2 homolog
Exons: 3
Coding region: 428-1072 (214 amino acids)
Biological process (GO): cellular response to lipopolysaccharide; T cell costimulation; immune response
Cellular component (GO): external side of plasma membrane
Source: RefSeq, a predicted model, not a curated record